AUGCCCGUCAUUUCACGUCUCGUGUCUAUCAUCCUCCGCGUUGCGGAGAUCGCCUUUGCAGCUGUCGUUGCAGGUGUUAUUGGACACUACCUUGCCGAGGUUAACCACAGUGGUGUAGAUGUUGACUGGUGGCCCCAGUCGCGAUGGAUCUAUACUGAAGUAAUUGCCGGCUUAUCGAUAUUGCUGGGCCUCAUAUGGCUGAUCCCGUUCUCUUCGGGAUUCUUCUCCUGGCCUAUGGACAUUCUCAUUUCGUUUGCUUGGUUCGCUGCUUUCGGUGUCCUUGUCGACACCAUCCGCCACUGCCCUGCGGCAGCAUCUGGUCUUGGCACUUUAGAGGGGACCAGACAUGGGAUCUGGUUCACCUUCCGCGUUCGCCAAACCCCCACCGAUGGAGUUAGUCGCCGCCGCUGGGGUCGUUCCGCUGUCUAG
Messenger RNA from Penicillium verrucosum, 429 nucleotides. RefSeq names its product MARVEL domain-containing protein. The coding region runs from base 1 to 429 and encodes 142 amino acids. The record is from RefSeq and is a predicted model, not a curated record. The transcript is spliced from 5 exons. Lineage: Eukaryota; Fungi; Ascomycota; Eurotiomycetes; Eurotiales; Aspergillaceae. Gene Ontology annotation, cellular component: membrane.